UUCUGACAUAACAAGGACAUAAAUGCAAUCUAAUUGGGACGUGAGGAAUUGACCGUGCGUUUUGAUGCGCAUUUCUUGAUUACUCCACUCAAGCUUUUAGUGCUUAACCUCAAUACUGUACCGUACAUUCUGGUGCAGAUUCAGAGGGAAUUAUCUGACACAAUUUCCGAUUCUGAUAAGAAAGUAAUUAACUUCUGCAAUCUAGACGUUUUCUUGCUGAUAUAUAAUUGCUGUGCAAAGUUGACCAGCAAUCUUAAUAGGGUGAUCAAAAUAUGGCUCAUCCAAUUUUGCCUAAUGAUCUUAAAGCAGAAGAAAUUAUUGAGGAAAAUGAACUUUCAUUUAAAUUAGAUGAACCUAUUACCAUGGCUCUAAAUGUAAAUUCACUGACUAACAUCGAUGAAGAAGACAGCCUAUCUUUUGUAGUGCUUGGUCGAGAUUCAGUGGAGGCUCAAGCUUCUUUAUUAGCUUCGUAUACCGAUCUUCAACAGAAGAGCAUGUCAAUUGAUUAUAAAUCACUGGUGUCGUCAAUGACCGUAACUGCGAUGCAAGACAGAUUAGUAGAAGUGUUGCAAGAAAAUGUAAAAUUGAAGGAAACUUUAAGGCAGACCAAUGUAUCCAUGAAACAACAUUUUAAUACCCUGACAAUGUGGCAGGAAGAAGUGACGAAAGUUCAUCUGAGUCACAAGCAACAAUUUGCAGAAACUAAAGAACUUAUAAAUCAUCUGAAAAAGGAAAAUGCAGAGCUGAAAUAUAAAUUUUCACGUUUACAACAUUUUGAAAAUAUGAGACUUAAGAUUAGUAGAUCUGUUUCUGAGGAUUGGGCCAAUUUGAUUUCUAAUAAAAAACUAAAAGAAUCCUUUUUCAUAUUCGAUACAUUCAAGGACAUUUCCGAACUUGUACCUGAAAUAUCUAACCUAACAAUCAAAAGGUGUAAACAAUAUAUAACAUCUAUAAUAUCGGAGAAAUUGGAUGAAAAAUUGGAGAGAUUGAAAGAGGGAUUACAACAAGAAUUGCCGCAAUUAGAAACGGAAAAAGAAUUAGAAUUCGAAUCAGCGAUGAUAGAUGACAGGAUAAAACAAAAAUUGCAGCAAUUAGAAACGGAAAAAGAAUUAGAAUCGGCGAUGAUAGAUAACAGAAUAAAUUGCAAACUUUACAAUGAUGUAAAGACCACAGAAAGUUCGAAAUGUUCGGAAGCAUACUCUGAAAAGGAUCAGGAAAUUGCUUGCUUAAAAGAAUCUAAUGCUCUACUCGAACAGAAAUUGCAAUGUGUUCUUACUCCUGUGGAACAAGUUUCAUUGGAAACGUCCAAUUUAAGUCAUCAAAAAUUUGUACAAAAUAUAAAGCAGUAUAAUGAUAUGUUACAAGAAUUAACCAAAUGUUUUGUAGAACAAGUAGAACGUUUUGCUGCCUUAGAAAAAAGUUUAAAGAAAAUUACGGAUAUACUUAGACUUGACGAUAAAAUGCAGUGUGAAGAAAAAUUAUGUCAGUAUUACAAUGAAUUAACUGAUGAGCAAAUAAAAAUUAUUACUGAUAGGCAGACGUUAAUAAAAUCACAAAACCAAUUCCAAAAGAUAUUCUCUGAUUACAACUCUGUUCUAUAUGAAUUGCAAGUAAUGCUCGACGAAAACGUAAAAUUAAACAUUUUAAAGGAUAAUAGCGCUCGCGAGAAUUUAGAAACGUCAGAGCAACUGGAACGCGACAAGCAAUCAUUGGAACAAGAAAAGAAAAUUUUCGAUCGAGAAAAGGACAAUCUAGAAAAUCAACAAAAAUCCUUCGAAAGCCAGAAAAAGAGUUUGGACGUAGAACGUGUAUUUUUGCAAGACGAGAGAAAACUUUUAGAGCAAGAAAAGAUCAGUUUAAAUGAAGAAAAAAUGUCACUUGAUCAUCAGAGUCAGUUAUAUGAAGAUUGCGAAAGAGAUCUACAAAAUGAAAAAAAAAUAUUACAAGCUCGUAAUGAACUAUUGCUGAGUGAAACAAAUAGCUUGCGACAACAAAUUGAGGAGAAAAAUGCGCAGUUUAAAAAGAUAAUAGAACAGCUUGCACAAAGCAUGGAAGAGAUACAAUUGUUAAGAUCACAAUUAUCGCUUUACGAAGAAGACUUUCAACAGGAGAAGAAACUAAAAGAAGCAUUGUUAGAAGAAAAGAGUAAAUUGGACACGGAAUUGCUGAAGCAAAUAGAGUUUAACAAACAGUUACAAGAAUCUAACAACGCUAAUGUUAAGUUAGGACACAUGUUUGAAGAACGAAACUUUAUGCGAUGUCCAAAAUGCUUGAUGGUAUGUCGAAAUUCAUCAGAUUUGUUAACGCAUAUUAACAGAUGUGAAUAUGCCUUAACUUAACAUAACAUAAAUUUAUAAGAAAUCAUAUAGGUAUGUACACUCUUAUACAAGAAGAGUGUACAUAUAAGAGUGUACUUCAUAUUAGCACAGAUAUUGAUAUGUGGUACUUCUUACAUUAUACAAUUUCUCUUAAUAUAACAAUAAUUUUACGUAGUAAACAGCUUCUAAAAUGUAAGAGAUAUAUAAUAUUUAAUACUUAAGAAUGUAUACUUACAUAAUAAUUAAUGAUGCUAAAAACGUGUUUUAAAUCUAGUUUUAGUAAGACUGAACAACAAAAUACAUAUACAAAUUUUAUUUUUUUAAAUAUUCACUUGUAAUUAGAAUUAAUGUGGGAACGUAAUUCAAAAAUGUAUUGAGAUAUUUUUCGAUGUUUCUCAUUUGACAUCAGUUAUGUCUAUUUUAAUAAUUGAUAUGCUUUGUAAGUGCCAAAGAAAAUUUUUUUUAACGUAAAAACUAUUACAACAGCAAGUGUAAUUAAAGUUUUAUGUCAGGAUAUUAAUUUUACAUUAUCUUUGUAUAUUGCACACGCAUUAUCUGUACGCAACUGUUAGCUACCUCAUGUAAUAGUACUAUGAAUAAACAAUAAAUAGUUUUGAAGAAAA
Messenger RNA from Acromyrmex echinatior (Panamanian leafcutter ant), 2941 nucleotides. RefSeq names its product NF-kappa-B essential modulator kenny. The record is from RefSeq and is a predicted model, not a curated record. Gene Ontology annotation, molecular function: K63-linked polyubiquitin modification-dependent protein binding. Lineage: Eukaryota; Metazoa; Arthropoda; Insecta; Hymenoptera; Formicidae. Gene Ontology annotation, biological process: regulation of canonical NF-kappaB signal transduction. Gene Ontology annotation, cellular component: nucleus; cytoplasm.